Messenger RNA from Salmo salar (Atlantic salmon), 3286 nucleotides. RefSeq lists its product as uncharacterized. The record is from RefSeq and is a predicted model, not a curated record. Gene Ontology annotation, cellular component: nucleus. Gene Ontology annotation, biological process: regulation of gene expression. NCBI's taxonomy places the organism in Eukaryota, Metazoa, Chordata, Actinopteri, Salmoniformes, Salmonidae.
UAGGUUUGUUUCCGGAAGUGCUGUUGUUUUGUGGAUGCUUUUUGUGUUGACUCUGUAGCUAGUUAGCUAACUACCAUAACCUUGUUCUCUCAAUACCUCUGGCAUUUAUAUCCAUUCGAAUAGCUUCAUAUACAGUAAAUGCUACAACUUAAAUCUCGAAAUGAUAAAACAUGUUAUUAGGACCGUCAUGGAGAGAGACAACUUCCAACAGUAACUAGCUUUGCUAGCCUGCUAACGUAAGCUAGAUAGAUUCCUAGCCUUUUGCUAGACUGGAUCGUAACACUGACUCACCUGAACAAAAGUAGCUAAACGUUACCAACUGUUAACUGUAGCUAGCUACUCAUAGACCGUUUUCCAUGAUGUCUGAAGCCAUCGUAACCUUCCAGUCUCAGCUCUCCGGAGUCAUGGAGACGGUAUUCAAGGCUGCCAUGUACGAGAUCACCAGGCUGGUGGAGGAUAGCUUCCUCAAGGAGGUGUCCCGGAGCCGGGAGCAGGUCGAGUCACUGAAGAAGCGGCUGCAGUGGUCGGAGAACAGACGCAGGGAUAGGGACAGAGAGGUAGGCCGUACGGGGAAGUGUGCGGACUGUGGGAGAGCUGACGAAGAAGCCGAGGAGAGAAGCUCUGGAACCUCACAGACAGGUGUGGAGAGGGGGCGUGGCCUGAAGCAGGAGAAGGUACCAGGGGAGGAGUGGAGCAGCUGUGGGGGCGUGGCCGGGGAGACAGCCUUCAAUGAUCUGGAGGAGGCUGAGGCCACCAGGAGAACCUCUGAGUCCACAGAGGUCGCAGGUCAGAAGCUGGACAGCCUGCUGAAAGAGGAGGCUCUCCACAACACUGAGCUACAGGAGAGAUGGGAGUUCUGCCUGGACGAGGCCGAUGGUUCAGACGUCUCGGGGCCCAGUAAGAGUUUUAUUCAGCCGGAUCUACAGCGGUGCCAGGAUGACUGGGGGUCCGGUCUAGACCAGGGGCCUGAACCACUGGGCCCCGAGGGAGAGCCAGAGGACCCCACCGACCCUCUCUACCGCCCUCGUUACAGCAUGGAGGACCUUGGGGGCGCCUUUGAGAAGUCUGGUUACAGCGGUGAUGGUGGUAGCGACCAUCUUCUAGACAUGGAAGGGCUGGAUAGGCUUCCUGGUUCUCCGUCUCGUCUGGGGGCGCUGAGCUACGGAGCUGCGGGUCACUACCAGGUGAACCUGGGGGGGUCUGAGGGGGGAGACCAUCACCAUCGCUCCAACAUGCCUCGCCCCCAUCAGAGCCAGAGGGAGCAGGUGGGGUCGCCAACGCCAUCCCCCCACCCGGAGGUGGGAGACCGGAACUGCCUGUUGAUUAACGAGGAGGGGUACCUACAGGACUCCAGUGUCUUGUACCCAGAACACGGUGUCCCAGAGUCAGGUAGCAGAGCUGGCCACAGGGGACUAACCUCCAUCCACUCUGGAAGCUCAGCCCACAACAACAACACAGAGAGCCUGUAUGAUGCCGCUGACGACUUUGGACACUCUCUAAACCUACGAGAUCGUUCACAAGAGCAGGUAACAGGAGGAGCGGGGAGGCGUCAUGCCUGCAAUCAAUGUACCAUGACCUUCCCAGACUUUGGUUCCCUCAAGGCCCACAAGCAGACACACAAAAUUGUUAGAGAGUCAGGAUCUGGGCCUCCAUACUCCUGCACCCAGUGCGGUAAGACCUUCACCCAGGCCUGCAACCUCAAGGUCCACCAGCGGGUCCACCAGGCAGAGGGACUCCACCUCUGCAGCCACUGCGGCAAGGGCUUCACCUCCUUCUCCGACCUGAAGAGGCACAAGUGCAGCCAGACGACAGACAAGCCCUACUGCUGCUCUAUCUGUGGGAACAAAUUCAGCCGGCUCUGGAACCUCAAGCUGCAUCAGCGCAUUCACACACAGGAGAAACCCCACCGCUGCACUAUGUGUGACAAGAGCUUCACACGAGCAGACAUUUUGAAAGUGCACCUGCGCAUCCACACUGGGGAGAGACCUUACUGCUGCGCUGUGUGUGGACUCCGCUUCAAACGACUGGACCAUCUGAAGUUGCACCAGCGCAAACACAGGCCAGAUCUCCUGAACUGAAGAGAAAAAAAAUGUUACGUUUUUGUUCUUUAGCAUAUGCUUUUAUCCAAAGCGACUUACUUUUAGUGCAUUCAUCUUAGGAUAGGUUGGUUUGUUAUUAUUUUAUUUGACAUUGAGAAAAAAUUUUUUUGAUCAAUUGUUUAUUAAUAAGGACAUUGAAAAUAUGAGUUGUUGGAAAUCUAACCAUGUGUUGAAUAAGAAUGUAUGCCUUAAAUGAUAGAUUGUCUGUCAUAAUGACCAUACCAACCUACCAAACAUUAGAAUAAUACUGCUUUCAUGACAAGUCUGCAGUGGUGUAAAGUACUUAAGGAAAAAUACUUUAAAGUACUACUUAAGUAGUUUUUUGGUUUAUCUGUACUUUACUAUUUAUGUUUUUUACAAGUUUUACUUUUACUUCACUACAUUCUUAAAGAAAAGAACUCCAAACAUUUUCCCUGACACCCAAAAGUACUUGUUACAUUUUGACAGGAAAAUGGUCCAAUUCAUGCACUUAUCAAGAGAACAUCCCUGGUCAUCCUUACUGCCUCUGAUCUGACAGACUCACUAAACACAAAUGCUUUGUUUGUAAAUUAAUGGCAGAGUGUUGUAGUGUGCCCCUGGCUGUCAGUAAAUAUUUUAAAAAAUCACUAAAAAUGUUGCUGUCUGGUUUGCAAAAUAUAAGGAAUUUUAAAUGAUUAAUACUUUUACUUUUGAUACUUAAUUCCAUUUUAGCAAUUCCAUUUACUUUUAAUACUUAAGUAUAUUUAAAACGAAAUACUUUUAGACUUUUACUUAAGUAGUAUUUUACUGGGUGUCUUUCAGUUUUACUUGAGUCAUUUUCUAUUAAGGUAUUUUUACUUUUGCUACAGUAUGACUUUUGAGUACUUUUUCCACCACUGCAAGUCGGAAACUGGGAACCUCAGAGUUAAAAUGAAGUUAUUUGCAUAGAGUUUCCUAUUGGUUGAUGUUGAUACUUUCCAAGUGGGAAACUUGGGUAUCAUCUUCCUACAACGAGUUCCAAGUUGUACAUUUCUGAGUUUCUUAGUUCUGACAUGUCAUGAAUGCAGCAUGUCUCAUAUUUUCUGUUCACCAAGCUAGCUUUCUACCCCAGUCACUAACCAUACUGUAACCAUGCAUUUUCUUCCUGUACAUAAUACUUUGUUAACCGAAUGAAUUGAACCUGAAUUGCCGUAAUUGUCUUUUAUGUACAUUAAAUAUUUUGCUCCCCA